This is a messenger RNA of Thamnophis elegans (Western terrestrial garter snake), 3983 nucleotides long. RefSeq names its product cationic amino acid transporter 2-like. NCBI's taxonomy places the organism in Eukaryota, Metazoa, Chordata, Lepidosauria, Squamata, Natricidae. Gene Ontology annotation, molecular function: amino acid transmembrane transporter activity. Gene Ontology annotation, biological process: amino acid transport; transmembrane transport. The transcript is spliced from 17 exons. Gene Ontology annotation, cellular component: plasma membrane. The record is from RefSeq and is a predicted model, not a curated record. Bases 175 to 3210 code for a protein of 1011 amino acids.
GCGCCAAGAAUUACGGAUCCCUGAGUUCUUUCUUCGGCCGGCUCGCUGUCGAGUGAGCAGCAACAGCGGCACGGGCUCCCCUCUCGAAGCAUCCGCAGCUCCGCGCCUCCGCUUGCCGCAAGUCCGCCUCUCCGCCCGCCAGCACUUCAGACGGCUCCAGCUUUUUCAUCCAACAUGACUGGUGGCCCAGCCUUGUCAUUUGCUCGGUGCCUGCUGAGGAGAAAAAUUGUCACCGGGGACAGUCUUGAAGAUUCCAAGCUAUGCCGCUGUUUAUCAACUGUGGAUCUUAUUGCUUUAGGAGUGGGAAGCACCCUGGGUGCUGGUGUUUAUGUCCUUGCUGGAGAAGUUGCAAAAGCAAAUUCUGGACCUAGUAUUGUUCUUUCUUUCCUCAUAGCUGCCCUAGCUUCUGUUAUGGCUGGACUUUGUUAUGCAGAAUUUGGUGCUCGGGUCCCAAAGACUGGCUCAGCCUAUCUAUAUACAUAUGUAACUGUUGGUGAAAUCUGGGCUUUUAUCACUGGCUGGAAUCUCAUUUUGUCCUACGUUAUAGGUACUUCAAGUGUUGCAAGAGCAUGGAGUGGAACCUUUGACGAACUUCUUGGAAAACAAAUUGGUUAUUUUUUCCGAACCUACUUCAGAAUGAAUUAUUCUGGCUUAGCAGAAUAUCCAGAUUUUUUUGCAGUUUGUCUAAUAUUACUUUUAGCAGGACUUUUAUCAUUUGGAGUAAAAGAAUCAGCAUGGGUAAAUAAAGUCUUCACCGCUGUCAACAUCUUGGUUCUGCUCUUUGUUAUGAUUUCUGGCUUUGUGAAAGGCAACAUUAAUAACUGGAAGAGAACUGAAGAAUUUCUAAUAAACUACACUGCAGAAAUAAGAAAUCUAUCAUCUUCUGAGAAUGUGACAAGUAUAUUUGGAGUUGGUGGCUUCAUGCCAUAUGGGUUUACCGGGACGCUAGCUGGUGCUGCAACCUGCUUUUAUGCUUUCAUAGGAUUUGAUUGCAUUGCAACUACUGGGGAAGAAGUCAGGAAUCCUCAGAGGGCCAUUCCUAUUGGAAUUGUAUCAUCUCUACUUGUCUGCUUUCUGGCCUAUUUUGGAGUUUCAGCUGCUUUGACUCUUAUGAUGCCUUACUACUUACUUGAUGAAAAAAGUCCUCUCCCUGUAGCCUUUGAGUAUGUUGGAUGGGGCCCAGCGAAAUACCUUGUAGCAGUCGGAUCUCUGUGUGCUUUAUCAACAAGUCUCCUUGGAUCCAUUUUCCCCAUGCCUCGUGUAAUCUAUGCUAUGGCAUCGGACGGCUUGCUUUUCAAGUGUCUAGCUCAAAUCAACCCCAAAACGAAGACUCCACUUGUUGCAACUUUAUCAUCAGGGGCUGUCGCAGCUCUAAUGGCUUUUCUCUUUGACCUAAAAGCCUUAGUAGACAUGAUGUCUAUUGGUACUCUUCUUGCAUACUCAUUGGUAGCUGCUUGUGUUCUCAUACUUAGGUACCAACCCAGUUUAAACUAUGAGCAACCAAAAUAUUCAGCAGAAAAAGAGGCCCUUGCAGGAUCAGAAGGUGAAUGUAAAAGUGAAUCUCAAAUUAGCAUGAUACCAACAAAGAGGUUUAAUCUGCAAAUGCUGACUAAUCCAUCAAGUUUACCAACUGAACAGUCUGCUACUGUGGUGAGCCUUCUUGUGGGUCUUUUGGCUGUCCUGGUUUGUGGAUUAAGCAUUCUGACAACCCAUGGAAUUCAUUCACUUGCAAAUUUGGAGCUUUGGAGUAUUUUUCUUCUUGCGUCUUUUUUCAUACUGUUCGGGAUGAUUAUGUUUAUCAUCUGGAGACAACCUCAAAAUCAACAGAAAGUGGCAUUUAUGGUUCCGUUUUUGCCAUUCUUGCCAUCUUUAAGUAUCUUAGUGAAUAUAUACUUGAUGGUACAGCUGAGUGGAGAGACAUGGAUCCGGUUCAGCAUCUGGAUGGCACUUGGACUCCUGAUUUACUUUGCAUAUGGCAUCCGGCAUAGUAAGGAAAGCUGUCCCAAAGAGGAAGAGGAAGAUGAUGACAGCUGCUCAGAAAGAAGUGAAACCUUAGAAAAGAAGCAUAUGGGAGAUACAAGUGAACUUGAACAUGCAAGUGAAAGUGCUCAGUUUAUUCCACAUGAAAAGACAAGUGAAUCUGUUGGUCAACCUGCAAAGAGCAAACGUCCGAAGGAACCUGGAGAGAACCGGAUUAAGCUGAGCAACAAAAAAGUCAAAACCAGAACUCCCAAAUUAAAAGAAAGAAACUCCACAGAGCCUUCCCCAAAAGCCAGCUCCAUAAUGACACGAGUGAUGGAGAAAGGCCACUUCCAGAAACCCACGGCUACAUUAAACCUUUCAACAGGUCAAAGUAUAGAGCUUCGGUGCAAAGGGAAUAAAAUUGGAUGGAGCUACCCUCCUUAUCUUGACACCUUUAACGACACCAGGCUUAGCAUCAAGCAACAUGAAAGGUACAGUCAGCUGAUCCUGGAAAAUGCCACUGCAGCAGACACCGGUGAAUAUAGUUGCUGGCUCCUGCUAUGCAACGGCUACAAUUGCAAGAAGGAUACGUCAAAAAGAGGUUCAACUUACAUAUUUUUUGCAGAUAAAGAAGAGUUCUUUGUUCCUGCUCCCAGCUAUUUUGAAGUGGUCUACCUCAGCCCAGAUAAACCUGCUGUGAUUCCCUGCCGAGUCACCAACCCAUCAGCAAAAGUAACUCUGCACCAAGAGUUUCCAGCAGAAGAGAUCAAAGUGGAUGGAACCAACAUUAUAUAUGAUGCCAAGAAAGGGUUUAUCUACCAACAUCCAACCUCUGAUCAGAAAGGAGUGGUUUACUGCAAAGCUGAAUCACGCGGGACACCUCAGAUUUCUAUUAAAUACCAAUUGCUUUAUGUGGAAAUUCCUUAUGGACCUCCUUCAACUACAAUCAAAGCAUCAUCCAAUAAAUUGCAGGGCGGCAGUGACGUUAAUGUUUUGUGCACAGUUUUGGGGCAGCCAGAUGUAGAAGUGGAAUUUAAUUGGAUAUAUCCAGGGCAAGAGUAUAAAAGACCAGUAAAUAUCCAAGACUCUUGGAGGCUGAUUGAUAGAGGAGUUGGUCAUACUACAAGAAUCUCUGAGAGCAUUAUUACUGUUGAAGAUCUGGAAACCAUUGAUGCUGGAAACUAUGUAUGCGUUGCUCAGAAUCUUCGAGGACAAACCACAGUAGCUACUCAGGUUGAACUGAUCUGAAGUCUCCAGGCAGAUGGAACAAGAAAUAAGACUGUCUAGUUUCUGACCAGCUUUAAAACUGGAAUUGGAAAUACAUGGGACCAAAAUCAUAAUAUAUUGAAUUUUAUAUACAUUAAAACUAAGCAUAUAAAUAUAAAAGAGGCUGGAGACCAAUAUAGUACAAGCAUUUGAAAACUUUGCUGCAGGAAAGAAAUGUAUGGUUCAGAAUUUGCUUCUAUUGUUCACGCCCUUUAGAGAUGUCACCAUUGGGCAUCCGCCUUUGCACAGCUCUUGCCGUAUUUUCACAAUAGAAAUGUUGGCCUUCUUUACAGAGCGUGUUAUAAAGGUUUACACAAUAAUAUAUCACUAUAAAGCACUGAACCUGAUAGUAAUUUCAUAUUUGUGUCUACAUAUGAAUGAUACAUAUUCAAACCUUUUUCUCCAACAAUAAUUUGGAGAGUUAUUAAUUCUUAGAUGAUAAUGUAGUUUGAAUAUGCAAUAUUUUAGUUACGUUCCUUAUGCUUGCUUACAAGAAAAGCAAGCAAAUACACACCUUAAGGUUUAUUGAUCAAGAACAUGUUUCUUAAUAGUUUAUUUCCUUAUCAAAAUAUUAUGUAUCCAUUGCCACCCAUUCCCAAGAGGAAUUUGUUCUUACCUAAAAUAACUUUUCUAUUUUAUACUAUGAAUUUUAAUAGGUCUUGUGGGAUGGACAUGAUGCUUUAGGUAGUAGCAUUUUAACUGAUGUGGUGUCUUUAAAAAAAUUACAUAUUGAAUAAACUGUUUUUCAAGUUUCA